Nilaparvata lugens (brown planthopper) is the source of this 8534-nucleotide messenger RNA. RefSeq names its product brefeldin A-inhibited guanine nucleotide-exchange protein 3. The record is from RefSeq and is a predicted model, not a curated record. Gene Ontology annotation, biological process: regulation of ARF protein signal transduction. Bases 296 to 8188 code for a protein of 2630 amino acids. Lineage: Eukaryota; Metazoa; Arthropoda; Insecta; Hemiptera; Delphacidae. Gene Ontology annotation, molecular function: guanyl-nucleotide exchange factor activity. The transcript has 32 exons.
CUUCUGUUUCUCUUCAAAAUACAACGAUCGAUAAAAAGUAUCUUGUGCGUGUUUAUCAAUAUGCUGGCCCUUGAAUAUAAUAUUUUUAAAUAUUCCAAUUCAAUAAUUUUAAUUUGCUACAUUAUAAUAAUCUAAAUUGUAAUUGAAUUGUGUUCUUAUUCCAGAAAUAGUGCUGAUUUUACUGUUGUCGUGAUUAAUCCAAACUAAAGAAGGACUGAAGAUUUGUCGGCAUUUUGUAUCAAGAGUGGUACCUGUUGAUAAUAUUUAAUUCAAUAUUGAAUUUUUCUUCACCAAAAUGGAAGAUCUACUUCUACAAAUAGUGAACGAAGCGACUGGGCCCAAAUUUUCUGAUGUAAGGAAAGCGGCUCAAGAAGCAUAUGAUUUCUUGCAGUCUCAGCAGUGCAUGAUUCGAGAUCCUGCUCAUGAAUUGAGAGGAAAGUGCCUAUAUGCCAUUCAGUUAUCUUUGGAAACGAAAAAGAGCAAGUUUGUUUCUUUUGGUCUCACUGGCCUUCAUAAAUUGCUUCGAGAUGACCGGUUCCAGUCGAGUUUUGAGCCCGAGGAUGAUUCUCAGUGGCUACCUUCUCAGCUUCUCACUACUAUUUCUUCUAUAUUAUCUCAAUCUGAUGACACACAAGUGGAUAUGCUUAAGGUUCUCCUGAACAUCGCAUGCUCAUCCUACUGGACAAUGAAUGGUCGAAUAAUAAUUCAAAUUCUGACAUUGUGUAGUGAAGCUUAUGAGUCUGGAAAUCAAGCUAUAAGAACAGCGGCUCAAGCAGCUACUAGUCAAACUCUUCGAUCGUUCUGUAACAUGCUCGAUGAGGAAUCUCAAGAAGUUGAACAAUCAAGUAAACUGAGAGAAGUGGGGAGUGGAGGAAUUGAUUGCUUCAAUGAAGUUAUCCCCAUUCUGCAGUUCAUAUGCAGCAAAAUGGAUGAGACUCAAAGCGGGGACAGGAGCGGCCACAGCGUGGUGUUCCUGCUGGAGUGCCUGCACACACUGGUGUCGAGUCUGCCACAGAGCAUCCACGCCAACCGCUACUUCACCACGUUCCUCUGGCAGAAGCUGUGCCCGGCGCUGAUCGCCUUCCUCGGCUCGCCGCGCGUCGACAAGAAGAUCGUGUCACGGGAGGGACGUGGCGGGGAGGGUGGUGAGGUGGGUCGCGGAUCGGGAGGUCUGGCCGUCGCACCGAGUUUCGACAGUUAUCAGGCCAAAACUGUUUAUAGUAUCGGCAUAGAACUGGUGAGACUAGUGGGCUGUGUUGGAUCUCUACGGCCUGUAUUGGAGUCGGUGUAUCAUAGAAUGCUUCUCUAUCCUCCACCACAACACCGGCUUGAAGCUUUAAAAGCUCUGAGAGAGUUGCUGAGAAGUCCCAGUCGAAUGGUGGAUUUUGCGGGUCCUCUUCUUGUGGAAGACGAAAAAGCCUGUCAGCAGAGUGAUAUGGCUCUCACUAGGCUUGUGAUGGACUCGAUAGAGGAGUGCGCGCGCUGCAGUGACCCGGCCAUAGUGAAUGCGAGUGUGUCGUGCAUCGUGGCCAUGCUCAGCACCCUGCAGGAGCUGGCAUCAGGCAAGUUCAUUGCCGAACGCUACUGCGAGAAGAUCAACGCCAUCUACCCCUCGCUCAAGAACUGUGACUACAGAGGACCAGUGACGUAUGAGAGUAUGGCACGUCUGCCGCGGCUGUACAGAGAGCGGAUGGAGCGUGAAUGGGCAGGGGUGGGGGUAGGUGCGGGUGCGGGGGAGGCGAGUGACGGAGAGGGGGGCAACAGCAGCCGAAGCAGCAGCAGCGGAGUGCUCAGCAGUGCACACUCGUCCGGACAGACUGAGGGACCUGAAGACGAGUUCAGGCUCGAUGACUCUGAUAUGGAGGAAUUGGUGGCUGAAGCAGAAAGAAAGAAAGAAGAGAGGGAAGCUUUGCGCUUGGAAAAACUACCUAAAACUCUAAAUUUUGAUGAUAAUACCACCACUCGGACUGCAGCUGACAGUUUCGAUGCAGAGAGACAGAAUGCUCGUGAGUUUGUAGUUGCUCUAAACAAUCUUCUUCCAACGCUUCUGUCUUUGAGGAGUUCUAUUCAGGUUGAUGAAGCUAUACAAGAGUUUUCUUCCAAGUACUGCCAAGGUCUCUAUUCAGACAACAAACACAUGGAAGGAAACGCCUCUCCUACAAUUAUCAACGCAGAUGGAAUCUAUCUUGCAACAUAUUCAGCGUUGUUGCUAAAUUUGAAGCUUAUUCAACAUGGCUAUUACCAGCAUGAAAUGAAAAAUGUUCCGUUGAAUGAGGAACAGUUUGUUGAAGAGGUUCACGGGAGUGGUGUUCUGGUGUAUUUGUCGGCCACUUGGUUGUCUGAGUUGUACCAGCAGGUGUUGGUUUGCAGCUUUCUGCAGCAGAGCGGGUACAGCCCAGCCUCCACAGAUAACCUGGCACUCAUUAACCUCCUAACAGAUUUCGAUGGAUUGGGCAGUUUCCAACAAGGUGGCCAACUGCUAACUGACUUUCAACGUCUUGAGAGGGCCACAUCCAGAAGUGAAAUGUCACAGGAAGUUGAAUCAGGUGUGAAGUUGUCGCGUCGGGUGCUGACAUGCUGCUGGGACUCGAUGCUGGGAGUUCUGUCAGCGCCGAUGUCUCUGAGCGGCAAGCGCUCGAACGCAGCCGGCCUGCCUCUGCUGAGCAGUGAGGCACUCAAGGAGUCGUUGCGACGCGAGGCACUCGUCAACAGCCUUGAGGCACUGCAGCGCGCUGCCACGCUAUGCAAUGUUUUAGGUAUGCAGAACCGUUGCGGUGGUAUAUUCGCCCUGCUGGCGUCAGCGUCGUGCCCGGAGAGUGAUGGCGGCUCGGCACUGGGCUCGCUCAGCCUACCCCUCCCCCUCUCCAGGCAGAAGAAGUUGCACGCCUCGCAUGCUCUCAGCAUGGAUGUGCUGCUCUCCAGAGGCGUCGAGCUGGGCAGCCAUGCUCCCGACUGCUGGACGCAUGUCUUCAGAUGCUGCUUGCACGUUAGUCAGUUGGAGCAUAACUUUUUCGGUCGCAAUCAGCAAGGUGUGAAUUUGGCGCCAAAAUCCAACGCUAAAACUUCCAGUGCAAAUACUGCAGCCACUGAAAAAUUGUCCACCGCUGAAAGGCUAAAUCUCAGCUUCGCCCAAGAAGAAGAUGAUGACGUUUGUGUGGACGUGUAUGGAUUCCUGGCGUCUCCAAGUGGCAACGUGAUGGACGUGGGAAAUAUAGCGGACAUUGUUGCCGAGAGCAAGGCUGAUGUGGUGAGCCACGGCAUUCUCAAUCAGGAGUACGCGGCGCGAGUCAUCUGUGCGCUGUCUCAGCUUAUUGACAGGCUUUUCGAAGAAGCAGCGUUGAAACUGAACCUGCAGGCACUGACGAACUUCAUCCAGACACUGUGCAGCGCGUCUCAGAGCCAGCUGUUCUCGCGCUACGAGGCCGGCGGGGGCGGUGGUGGAGGGGGUGGCGCCGGGGGCGGUGGUGCUAAGUGGUGGACUCCGGCCCGGCUGGCGAUUGCCAAGGCUUGGUUGCCGCCCCUCGACUCGACGCAGACGGGGUCUGCACUGCUGCUCACUCGGGUCGCGCAUGUCAUGCUCAAGACCAUCCACAGCGGCCGACCGCUCAUUCACAUCAUGCGCGCCUGGUCCGUUGUCGGUCCGCAUCUCAUGGAGAUUGUGAGCUCGAUUUGUGAGUUUGUGGAAGCAAAUCACAAUGAGAUAAGAUCGGGAUGGCGACCGCUGUUUGGUGCACUGAGGGUCGUCGACAGCAGUCAUCUCGGCUCAUUGCUCGAUGUCUUCAAAGUCUUCCUCAACACAAACAACACUCUUGUCUUCUCCAAUGCUGCUGUCGACUGUAUACUAUGCCUACUGAAACACGUCAGAGGAAAAGACUCGGUGGAUGAUGGCGUAACAAUUGAUCAGCAGUCACUGGACCUCUGUAAGGCUGCCCUCCAAUAUUUGAAUCAAUGCAGUACUAUUCUGUCAUCCAUGUAUGAUAUGCCAGCCUGUCCAGUAUUCCAUGUGGUUCACAGAAUGAAAGUUCUAGCGCCGGCACAACGCGUCGACCCGAUAGUGCCGAACAUGGAGCUGAUCAAGCUGGGCGCUGAGACAGAGUACAUCGGUGGCACAAACGACAUGUCCUACAGUCAGUUGUCAGUGAGCGGUGGCGGAGGUGAGGAGGGAGGGGCGAGUGGCGACGGUGGAGGCGGCGGGGAGAAGGGAGGGGCGUGUGGAGGUGGCGGCGGCGAUGUAGUGGCGGGAGGCGGUGAAGAGGGAGGCGGUCUGGCGGCUCUAGAUAGACCAAGCGGCGUGCUGCGUGUGUGGACGCUGCUGUUGGAUGGCCUCGCCUCGGCCACCACCGCCUGCCCCCGCAACUGCCAGCCGCACGCACUCGACACACUCUUCACGCUACUCAGAAACGUCUUCCAGUACCCCGGUCCAGAAUUUGGUUUAUAUUGCGUGAACCACUUACUCCUACCUACCGUUCAGUCAUGGCUUAGGAAAACAAGCAAUUUGUACCGUGGAUGGGACACUGUAGCUCCAAACUAUAAACAAUGUUGUGGCCUUACUACUGAUCUAGUUGUGAAAUUUUUGACUCAAUUGAAUGAUUCGGGUAACAUUGAUAAGGGAACGCUGAUGCUGCGUCAGUUGGUUUUAGUUCUGGUGGAAUGUGUCGUCCAACCUGUCGAAAGCAUAGCCAGAUUGGGAUGUGCUUGCUUGAGACACGUGAUGCUGAGCGCGGGCCCGUUGCUGAGUAGUGCCCAGUGGGACGUGGUGUGCGCGGGCCUGCACCGGGCCUGCCACCUGUCGCUGUUCUCGCUGCAUCAGCUGAUGUCGGCAUUCAGGGCCGGCUCACACUCGUUCUACGGUGACACGGCGCACGUCAAGGUGGCGGCUCGGCGCGACUCGUCGCCGCAGGAGAGCCAUCGGCUCAAGCAGCUCGCUCAACAGGUGUUUUUAUUAGAAGGACAGCGAGAUGAAGAAAACCUGUCGCCACCGACCGAUAUGCCGAUCGACGAACGAAGCUACGUGCUGCUGCUCUACCCGCAAGACCUGGCUGCAUCCGCCAACCCUGAGAACUAUGUUGUCAGAGUGCCUUUCCGAAAUCUGGUCAUCGGACUUUUAGCCCAUCAAAUGCUACUGCAAACCGUUGGAAGCCUCCUAGUUCAGGGAACUUCUCAUGUUAUUCCAAGCUUGGCCAAUGUCCUGCUGCAAGCACCAGCUAUGACUCCCAGUGAAAGUCACUCGGCGUCAAACAAGGAUGACAACCUGCCUGGUCUGAUGAUGUGCAUGGCCCAAGGCCACAUCCAGACGCUGCUCUCCUGUCUGGACAUGUCCUACGAGGGAGCCAUUGAGUUCGACUCUCGUCCCGGCCUCAAAUUCCUUGUUCAAAAGGUAGCCGGCCUAGACAGGGCUGCAAAUCUCUACAGACAAGCAGGAGCUGCUUGGACAUUGAAAGUGGUUACACUGUUUGACCUAUGUUUGCAUAAAGUGGGUAAAUCUGGAGCUACACUCGAUAAUGUGAAGAAGAUAAUGGAGGAUGAUGAGUCGAUUGAGAGUGUGAAAGGUUCGAAAGAAAGUUGUAAACAAAAAGUGAAGGAUAAUGGGAUAAUGCAGAAAACUUUGGCUAACGAGGAUUAUAACUAUAAUGAUAUGUCGACAUUCUUGAAGCGACUUAGACAGAGUUUUGAUAACCUUUGCGAUACCUACAUAGAUAUAGUUUUGGACAAGGAUGGACAGCAUUCGGCUGUUGACAGGAUAUCGGAUCAGCCGAUUUUCUUCCUGAUCGCACAGACUGACGAUUUUCCCGACUUACAACUGAAAGAGAUACCAAUCACUGUUGUGAAGAAAGAUUUGGAUGCCAGUUGCGCCACAGACGACGAGAAGAUUGUCGCAGAGAAGGCAAAAGAGGAAGUGAAUGAGAAAGAGUCGGUUACACAGAAUGAUGGGGAAACUGAGGUGACAACAUCCAAGCCAACCCGACCGUUCCUGCUAUCCGACUUUGCCAACCAGUACCACGAGAGUGAGGCGGACGCCGGUCGCAGCGAGGAGAGUGUGGAGCCGAAGAGCUACGAGGACAACGGUUGUGGGAGUGAGAUGGAUAACCUGGUGGACGAGUACAAGCGAAGGAAGCAGCAGAUGUGUGCGAGUGCGAUGCCGGCCCGGCGCAAUCCGUUCUCCACUCUGCGCAAGACCAAUUCGGUCGACACCACUCCCUCUGAGCCCUUGCCUCCUGAGAUUGAGCAGCAGCGGAAGAAUAGCUUUUACAAGAUGGAAUAUUGUGAACGACCACUUUUUGUUUGUUGCAGCUUGGCCAAUGUCCUGCUGCAAGCACCGGCAAUGACUCCCAGUGAAAGUCACUCAGCUUCAAACAAGGACGACAACCUGCCUGGUCUGAUGAUGUGCAUGGCUCAAGGCCACAUCCAGACGCUGCUCUCCUGUCUGGACAUGUCCUACGAGGGAGCCAUUGAAUUCGACUCUCGUCCCGGCCUCAAUCCUAGUUCAAAAAUUGCGCCACAGACGAUGAGAAGAUUGUUGCAGAGAAGGCAAGAGGAGGUGAAUGAGAAAGAGUCGGUUACACAGAAUGAUGGGGAAACUGAGGUGACAACAUCUAAGCCAGCCCGACCGUUCCUGCUAUCCGACUUUGCCAACCAGUACCACGAGAGUGAGGUGGACGCAGGUCGCAGCGAGGAGAGUGUGGAGCCGAAGAGCUACGAAGACAACGGUGGUGGGAGUGAGAUGGAUAACUUGGUGGACGAGUACAAGCGAAGGAAGCAGCAGAUGUGCGCGAGUGCGAUGCCGGCCCGGCGUAAUCCGUUCCCACUCUGCGCAAGACCAAUUCGGUCGACACCACUCCCUCUGAGCCCUUGCCUCCUGAGAUUGAGCAGCAGCGGAAGAAUAGCUUUUACAAGCUUGGCCAAUGUCCUGCUGCAAGCACCAGCUAUGACUCCCAGUGAAAGUCACUCGGCGUCAAACAAGGAUGACAACCUGCCUGGUCUGAUGAUGUGCAUGGCCCAAGGCCACAUCCAGACGCUGCUCUCCUGUCUGGACAUGUCCUACGAGGGAGCCAUUGAGUUCGACUCUCGUCCCGGCCUCAAAUUCCUUGUUCAAAAGGUAGCCGGCCUAGACAGGGCUGCAAAUCUCUACAGACAAGCAGGAGCUGCUUGGACAUUGAAAGUGGUUACACUGUUUGACCUAUGUUUGCAUAAAGUGGGUAAAUCUGGAGCUACACUCGAUAAUGUGAAGAAGAUAAUGGAGGAUGAUGAGUCGAUUGAGAGUGUGAAAGGUUCGAAAGAAAGUUGUAAACAAAAAGUGAAGGAUAAUGGGAUAAUGCAGAAAACUUUGGCUAACGAGGAUUAUAACUAUAAUGAUAUGUCGACAUUCUUGAAGCGACUUAGACAGAGUUUUGAUAACCUUUGCGAUACCUACAUAGAUAUAGUUUUGGACAAGGAUGGACAGCAUUCGGCUGUUGACAGGAUAUCGGAUCAGCCGAUUUUCUUCCUGAUCGCACAGACUGACGAUUUUCCCGACUUACAACUGAAAGAGAUACCAAUCACUGUUGUGAAGAAAGAUUUGGAUGCCAGUUGCGCCACAGACGACGAGAAGAUUGUCGCAGAGAAGGCAAAAGAGGAAGUGAAUGAGAAAGAGUCGGUUACACAGAAUGAUGGGGAAACUGAGGUGACAACAUCCAAGCCAACCCGACCGUUCCUGCUAUCCGACUUUGCCAACCAGUACCACGAGAGUGAGGCGGACGCCGGUCGCAGCGAGGAGAGUGUGGAGCCGAAGAGCUACGAGGACAACGGUUGUGGGAGUGAGAUGGAUAACCUGGUGGACGAGUACAAGCGAAGGAAGCAGCAGAUGUGUGCGAGUGCGAUGCCGGCCCGGCGCAAUCCGUUCUCCACUCUGCGCAAGACCAAUUCGGUCGACACCACUCCCUCUGAGCCCUUGCCUCCUGAGAUUGAGCAGCAGCGGAAGAAUAGCUUUUACAAGGACAGCGAGGCACACAUCGCAGUGUGGGCGGAGAUGCUGGUGUCGGUGUUCGACCUGCUGUCGCAACUGGACGACGAACGGUGUCGCACACUGCUGCCUGUGCUCGCGCAAGGAGUACGCGCACUAACCGCGCAUGCCACACACGCCGCACUCAAGCACGCCCUUGCCGACUUCUUCCACCGUGUCGCCACCAUCUAUGGGUUCAGUCCGCAAUAGAACAAUGCAUUGUUUUCACCACUACAGCGACGAGGCAUGUUGAAAUUGAAAUUAUUAUUUCCAUUCAUAAUAAUCAUUUUACAGUGUAAACAAAUAAUAAUAUUCGUAUGGGUUUUAUUAUUGGGGAGUCCCUGACGGAAGUUCCACCUCGCCUGAAUAUAUCAUUUUAGCCGUCAAUAGGCCUUACGACUGUCAUACUUCAGCCGGGACCGACAGUUUAACUUGCCCAUCCGAUAACAUGUUUAAACAAAUGGGUUAUACCACAGCCACCUCUAAUACAAGGCCGCGGCCUACGAUGAUGCAACGUCGCAGUGUAGGUCUACAAUCUAAUACGUGAUUGGUGAAA